CUGGGCUAGGGCAGCAAAGUUGCAGCAUCGGUUGAGCAUCGCGGAGAUGGAGCUAUGGAGCCUGGCCAGAAGAAGAAUUGAAGCCUCCGGCGACCUGGAGGCCGGCAGAGGGGGCGCGAACUGGAGGCGGUGGCGGUGUGAUGGCCAACUGCGGAAGUGCGGAUGUCAUCUCCCGGCAUAUUCUCUCCUAUUAGCAGACUAAAGAAAGAGAAGAAGAUGAAGACUGCAGAUUGGUGAGCAGCGGGAAUGGUAAGCGGAGAAGUGGAUCGUACAAGGAAUGAAGAGGCGAUGAAUUGCGCUGAGAGAGGAACGAAGGGUCACUUUUCUGGAAACUAUUUAAUUAGUUAUAUUUUUGGAAUCCUAAAGUCUAUUACGGAGUAUAGUAGUAAUAGGAGCCAUUCUUUCAACAUUUUUACUCUUGAAUUUAUCAAUGCUUUUAUUACCGAAGUUAUUUUGAUUUGAAACUCCUUACAACCCUGCAGGAGGACCAUACUUCAGCUCUCGUUUUAAAGGAUGGGUUUUUUACAAGAAUAUUACUAAAAUAAAACAUAUUUACAUAAAUAUAACUUAUUCAUUACUACAAUGUAGUGUUGUGGUAACUAAAGCUCAAAACUUGAACAUGAAUUACUAUGAUUUCAUUACUACUCUAGUCACUAAUCAUACUUUUGUAAAUCAUCUUUAUUUUGGUCAUAUUUAUGUAAUUAUUUCUUAAAGGGUAGGAUUAUGAAGUACUGGUUUAUAAAUAUCUACGGAGUAAUUUAUUCAUUACUCUGUAUUGUUUUCUAAUCUACAAUUUACAAUUUGUUAUACUUAAUGAAUAUGUUCAAUUGUGUUGAUCCAACUUCAAACAUUCAUGUAAACAACUACAGGCUGCAGCUACAGAAGGACAAGAAGCAAAUAUUGUCACCGAUUAUGUUCUAAAGAUUUUGGGAUUAGAAGUAUGUGCAGACACCAUGGUCGGAGACCAGAUGGUACGAGGUAUUUCCGGUGGCCAGAAAAAGCGUGUCACCACCGGUGAGAUGAUUGUUGGACCUGCAAAAGCUCUUUUCAUGGACGAAAUCUCAACGGGGCUGGACAGCUCCACAACUUACUCUAUCAUAAACUCGUUGCGGCAAUUUGUCCACAUUCUCAAGGGUACUGCUGUCAUUUCUCUGCUCCAACCGGCACCUGAGACCUACAAUCUCUUCGAUGACAUCAUUCUGUUGUCGGAUGGGUACGUCGUUUACAAUGGGCCACGCGAAGACAUCCUGGAUUUCUUCGAAUCCAUGGGUUUCAAAUGCCCUCAGAGAAAAGGCGUAGCUGAUUUCUUGCAAGAAGUGACAUCAAAGAAAGAUCAACAACAAUAUUGGAUCCGCAGAAAUGAACCUUAUAGGUUUGUGAAGGUUAAUGAAUUUGCGGAGGCGUACCAAUCCUUCCAUGUUGGGAGGAGGAUGGCGGAUGAGCUUUCAGUUCCAUUCGAUAAAACCAAAAGCCACCCCGCUGCCUUAACAAAAGGGAACUAUGGUAUAGGGAAGAGGCAGCUGUUGAAAGUUUGCACCAAUAGAGAGUAUUUACUAAUGCAAAGAAACUCAUUUGCUUACAUCUUCAAGUUCUUUCAGCUUUUGAUUAUAUGUUUUGUUACCAUGACCCUAUUUCUCCGAACUGAAAUGAAGAAAGAUAAUGAAACCGAUGGUGGGAUUUUUGUGGGUGCCUUGUUUUUCGGGGUGUUUGUGGUUAUGUUCAACGGUAUGUCUGAGCUUCCAAUGACCAUUUAUAAGCUUCCGGUGUUCUACAAGCAAAGGGACCUCCAAUUCUUUCCUCCUUGGGCUUAUUCUAUUCCUUCUUGGAUCCUCAAGGUGCCUAUUACAAUCGUUGAAGUCAGCCUAUGGGUGUUUGUUUCUUACUAUGUCAUAGGCUUUGAUCCAAAUGUUGGGAGGUUGUUCAAACAGUUCUUGAUAUUGAUAAUGGUGAACCAAAUGGCUUCUUCAUUCUUCCGAUUGAUUGCAGCUAUGGGUAGGACUAUGGGAGUUGCAAACACAUUUGGAUCCUUUGCUUUACUGCUGUUGUUUACAUUUGGCGGUUUUGUGCUCUCUCGAGAUGAUGUGAAGAGCUGGUGGAUUUGGGGAUACUGGUCUUCACCAUUGAUGUAUGCCAUUAAUGGAGUUCUUGUUAAUGAAUUUAAAGGAAAGAGCUGGAGACAUAUUUCCACAAAUGGUACUGAACCGCUUGGAGAUGCAAUUAUGAAAUCAAGAGGAUUCUUCCCAGAAGCUAAAUGGUAUUGGAUAGGCGUGGUGGCACUCUUUGGGUUCAUAGUGUUAUUCAACAUCUUGUACACACUAGCUCUCCAAUAUUUAAAUCCAUUUGGCAAGCCCCAAGCUCACAUAUUAGAUGAUGUUGCCAAUGAACCUACUUCAACCCAAAAUACCAAUCAACAAAAAUAUCAAAUCGGGGAGAACGAAACCUCAAAGACAAGAAUGGUUCUUCCAUUUGAACCUCACUCCCUUACAUUUGACAAUGUUACCUACUCUGUCGACAUGCCACAGGAAAUGAAAGAUCAAGGUGCCACUGAUGAUAGAUUAGUUCUUUUAAAUGGUGUAAGCGGAGCCUUUAGGCCUGGUGUUCUCACUGCUUUGAUGGGAGUGAGUGGGGCAGGGAAAACAACUCUUCUGGAUGUUUUGGCCGGAAGAAAAACUGGUGGAUACAUAGACGGGGAAAUCAAAAUUUCUGGAUAUCCUAAAAAGCAAGAAACUUUUGCUCGAAUUUCAGGAUAUUGUGAACAGAAUGACAUCCAUUCUCCCUUUGUCACUGUUCACGAGUCCUUAGUUUACUCAGCUUGGCUACGUUUGCCUAAUGAUGUGGAUGUUACAACUAGAAAGUUGUUUGUUGAUGAAGUAAUGGAGCUAGUGGAGUUGAAUGAUUUGAGAUCCGCUCUUGUUGGGUUACCCGGAGUUAAUGGUCUCUCAACUGAGCAACGCAAAAGGCUAACGAUUGCAGUUGAGUUAGUGGCAAACCCAUCAAUAAUAUUUAUGGAUGAGCCAACAUCAGGACUUGAUGCUAGAGCCGCUGCGAUUGUCAUGAGAACGGUGAGGAAUACCGUUGACACAGGUAGAACUGUAGUUUGCACCAUUCAUCAACCCAGUAUUGACAUUUUUGAAGCUUUUGAUGAGCUCUUCCUAUUAAAGAGAGGAGGACAAGAGAUUUAUGUUGGACCAUUGGGGAGUAAUUCAAGCCAUUUGAUCGAUUUCUUUGAGUCAAUUCAAGGAGUUGAAAAAGUCAAGGACGGAUACAAUCCUGCAACAUGGAUGUUGGAAGUGACAACUUCCGCUCAAGAGAUGUCAUUAGGCGUUGAAUUUUCGGACAUCUAUAAGAACUCGGAUCACUACACAAGGAAUAAAGCUUUAAUAAGUGAAUUAAGCGUACCCCACCCUGGUUCUAAGGACUUGAGUUUCUCCACUCGAUAUUCUCAGGGGUUUUGGAGCCAAUGUAUGGCAUGUUUAUGGAAGCAACAUUGGUCUUAUUGGCGUAACACAUCUUACACUGCUGUUAGAUUACUUUUCACAACUAUCAUAGCAUUGGCUUUUGGGACAAUUUUUUGGGACCUUGGUACAAAAACUAGGAAGAGGCAAGAUUUGUUUAAUGCUAUGGGAUCCAUGUAUACUGCGGUUCUUUUUCUUGGAGUGCAAAACUCUUCAGCAGCACAACCUGUAGUCGCAGUUGAACGUACAGUGUUCUACAGAGAGAGGGCAGCUGGAAUGUAUUCUGCAUUACCAUACACUUUUGGACAAGUUUUUAUUGAAAUUCCUUACAUACUCUUACAAUCUGGAGUUUAUGGUAUCCUUAUUUAUGCGAUAAUUGGAUUUGAAUGGACGGCAUCUAAGUUUUUCUGGUACAUUUUCAUAAUGUUCUUCACAUUAUUGUACUUCACUUUAUAUGGAAUGAUGUGUGUGGCUGUUACUCCCAACGAAAGCACUGCAUCUAUUGUCGCUGUCUUCUUCUACGGGGCAUGGAAUCUAUUUUCUGGUUUCAUCAUUCCACGACCUAGCAUGCCUGUAUGGUGGAGGUGGUACUCUUGGGCAUGUCCCAUGGCAUGGACUUUGUACGGCUUGGUGGUGUCACAAUUUGGAGAUAUUGAUGAUAAAAUGAGUGAUUCUAAUCAAACAGUGAAGCAAUUCUUGGAUGAUUACUUCGGAUUUAAACAUGAUUUUCUUGGAGUGGUUGCUUGUGCUAUUGUGGCAUUUCCUGUUAUUUUUGGCUUCAUUUUUGCAUAUUCAAUCAAGUCAUUCAACUUUCAGAGCAGAUAAGUUACAAUUAUUAUGUAAUUAAUUAAUUGGUGUUCAUGAUGAUUAUGUGGAUAAGUUAAUAAAUUUUUAUUUCUAAUUAGUUCUGAUUGUAUACGAAGUUCAAGAUGAUGAUUAU
Molecule: messenger RNA, 4395 nt
Organism: Cuscuta epithymum
Lineage: Eukaryota; Viridiplantae; Streptophyta; Magnoliopsida; Solanales; Convolvulaceae
Source: the annotation of a GenBank genome assembly